AAAUCAAUAUUUUUAAUUAAUUUUAUAAAAUAAAAAAUUGAUGAUGGAUAGAAAAAAUUGUUAUCUUUGAAUAAUAAUUAUUAAAAAAGGUCAAAAGUUUUAGCCUCGUGAUGAGUUUGUGUGUUGAGAAAAUAUCGACUAAAAAAGGUAGGAUCGAAAGUGGGUGGUUGGGAUGUCCUAGCUAAGGGUGACCGAGAAACGUGAAGCAUAUAUAAUAUAGUCUCUAUGUGAAGGUAACGUGCGAAAAUAAAAAAAAAAAUAUAUCAAAAAAUAAAAAAAAUAGAAAAUAAACUUGUGCUGAUAUAAAAAAGUGUCUCAGCCAAAAAAAUUACUUGACAUUUUUAAAUUACAUAAACAAUUUAAUAUUUAAUAUUAAUUAAAUAAAAAUAAUUAUAUAUUAAUUAUAUAUUUAAUUUAUUUUUCAAGUAUUAUUGAUGCAAUUUAAAGAUAAAUUUGUGGUAACGCGCAUCAGUAUUUGCGCGAUGUAAAAAAAAUAUCUAGAAAUAAUAAAAAAAAAAAUGUUUAUUAUUUUCUAAAUGACAGGUUUAUUUAUUGUGAAAUGACUUGUAGUGUAUUUGCCAUUUGAUAGUUUUAAUUUAAAAAUUAUUCAAGUAUCGAUGGAAGGCAUUGUGAAUGUUGUCAAUUGGAUCAAUCAGGACAAUUGGUGCAUUAGGGAUGAGGGGCGUGACAGUGAUAUUUAACAAGCAAGGACAAUGGUCAAGUGAUUACAAAAAUUAUCAAUUAUUUUAUUGUUGAUUGUAAUGAUGUAGCAUGAAGCCUCUUGAAGAACUAUGGUUUAACAUUUAUCAGAUGAAAAAUGAAGGAGCAUAACUCUUAACGGUGAGUCGCCUGUCCCGGGGGCGUUAAAGCGGGAAGAAAAUUAUAUAAAAAAAAAAAAAAAUAAUUAUUAAUAAAAAUAAUACAAUCAAGAAGUAAAAUAAAAAAAUAAAAUAAAAGGUCAUCAAGGACUUCAAACGUAUCAUCCAGUUAAAUUGAAGAAGUUUAAAAUAAAAAAAAAUAUAAAAAAAUGUAUGCAGCAGCAGGUGGUGCAAGUAUCGCUAAGCGACGUGAACAAAAACGUUUACAAUUAAAACAACUUGGUGGUGCAUCAUCAGCAGCAGCAGCAAAAAAAACUGGAUCUGGAUCUGGAUUACAGCAUCAAAAUAGAUUUUCACGAUCUCAUUUAGCACAAUUACAUCCACCAGCACCAACUGGAGCUUUUCAUUCGUCACAUGAUCAUCAUCAUCAUCAACAUCAACAUCAACAUCAACAACAGCAACAGCAACAACAUAAAAAUAAGCAACGAAGUCAUAGUUUUCAUCAUUUACAUCAACACAAAAGAAAACGUCCAGAUAAAAUAAUAACAAAUUCAAAUCAUCUUGUUCCACCAGUAUCACCAAUACAAUUUCCAAUAUCACCACCACCAUUAUCACUUGAAUCACAAAAUUCACAAUCUUUACAAUUAAAAACAUCUAAUUUUCCAUUUCCACCACCGUCAUUUCUUGAUCUAAGAGUUGCAUCACCAACAACAUCAGAAUUACAGUGUGGCGGUGGCCAGGGACCAGGGAAAGCGGCAUGGCAAACUUGUAGCAGACCUUCACCGCUUCCCUUGUCUCCGGCAUCACCUCAAAGUUCCCGUGAUGGAUAUAAAACAAAACAAUGUGAAGCACACAGACGUUGGAUGAAACGUAACAGGAUACGUGAUGCAAGUUAUUGUUAUGGUAGCAGUGAUGAAGAUGAAGAAGCAAGUAGUAAUUUUACAAAUCGUAGAAGAGGUGAAGUUAAUGCUGCUGUUAAUACUGUUUUAUAUGCUGGACUUGGAACAACAGCACUUGGACUUGUAAUAUCAUUUGUUGGAACUGGUGAAAAAGGAUUUUUAAGUCCAGAAUUACGUCUUGUUGGACCAACACUUGUUUGUGCUGGUUUAUUAUGUUGUUUAUUACGUGUAUUACUUUGUUUAUGUUUAUGUCGUUGUUGUGUAGAUUGUCGAUGGACACCAUGUCGUGUUGUUAUUGUUGAUAAAGAUAAAGUUAAAAAUAUUGAUGAACAUAAUAGCUCAUCAAAAACAACAACGACAUUAUUACCAAAAUCAACACAACAAAUUAUGACAUCAACAGCUAUUAAAACAAUUAAAGAAACAACUAGCUGUAAUAAAAUACCAAUUAAUUUGGCAAUACCAUCAUCUUCAUCAUCAUCAUCAACAACAAAUAAAAAUAAAUCAACAAAGGGACAUGAAUUACUAUUGUCACCUUCACAAUUACCAGAGUGAUAAAUUAUUCAUCAUUAUUUUUUAAUUUAUUUUUAAUUAUUUAUCUUUAUUUAUUUAUUUAUUAUGUACGACACAAUGUCGAUAAAAAAAAAAAAAAAAUUAACUACUGCCGGUUUUCGAAAUUAUUAAUUUUUGUUUUAAUUUUUUUUUCAUUGUUCUUUAAAAUUAAAACUUGUUGAUUAUCAAAAAUAAUAAUAAUGAAUAAUUGGUAAAUAAUAUAAAUUUUAAAAAUAUAUAUAUAUAUAAAACAGUGUAAUAAUAAUUU
Molecule: messenger RNA, 2534 nt
Organism: Aphidius gifuensis
Lineage: Eukaryota; Metazoa; Arthropoda; Insecta; Hymenoptera; Braconidae
Exons: 5
Coding region: 1028-2269 (413 amino acids)
Source: RefSeq, a predicted model, not a curated record